AUGAGUGGUGAUAGGUUUGAGCAUGUUAUCCAUCAUGGCGGUGGGUUUGGUGAGUUUAACAGAUAUGGUUACAAUGGUUUAGAGGAGAUUUGGCAUGUUGACCCGAAUUUUUGGAGUUAUUUUGAGAUUCUAUGUGGCUUGAAAGAUUUAGGGUACCCAAAAGUUGAGCGUUUGUGGUAUUAUGAUGCAAUGGAUGAUAAUGAGCUAGUGAUGUUGCAAGAUGAUGCAGGAACAAAUAGAAUGAAGACCAUUGCUCUGAUCAAUGGGAAUGUUCAUCUCUAUGUGAUGCAUCUAGUGUAUGGGGAAGAGAAAAUAUUGCCUCUUGAGAAUAAUGUAGGUCCAAAUGGUGAAAACAACGUAGGUCCAAAUGUUGAAAAUAAUGUAGGUCCAAAUGAUGUAGAAGACGACAGUUUGGAAGAUGACAUAUUGGAUGAAUUGAAUAAUGGUGUAAAAGGAACUUUUGAUUACAUGGGGACCAUUGAAGAAUUGGAUAAUAUAGGUGACAAUUUUAAAGAAGGAGGGCCCGUAAGAUUUGAAGAUUCAGCUGCAAUUGACCAAGAAGCUUCAUUUGAGGAUGUUAAUAUGGAUGGGACCAAUGACGGCAGUAACCAAAAAGAGUCAUAUCAGGAUGUUAACUUUGAGGGGGGACAUUGUGUCUGA
Lathyrus sativus (Indian pea) is the source of this 660-nucleotide messenger RNA. Lineage: Eukaryota; Viridiplantae; Streptophyta; Magnoliopsida; Fabales; Fabaceae. The record is from the annotation of a GenBank genome assembly.